AUGCCAACUAAACAAUCUCAGCAUAAAAUUAAUAAUUCUUUUAGUAAUUCAAUUAAAUCAUCAAUUUUAUCAUGGACAACAAAAGACGUAGAGCAAUGGCUUUAUUCAUUAGAUUUAGGAAAAUUUGUCCAUCGAUUUUGUAAACAAAAUGGUAUUGAUGGUUUAACAUUACUUCUUAUGAAAGAAGAUGAUCUUAGACAAGCACCUUUAGCAAUUGAACGUUUAGUUGAUAUUAAAAAAUUAUGGUAUCAUAUACGUAUAUUACAAUGUAAACAUCAGGAUUUUUAUUCACCAUUAAAUAUCUCUACAGCAUGCAUAUUUAAUGAUAAUGACGAACAAAUUAAUUUAUUCAAAUUAUUCAAACAAGGAAGUUUUUAUGAUAAUAGUAUAAAUCAUAAUCAUUCAUCAUCAUCACCAACACACUUAUUGGAAUCGAAUGUUCACAACAUAGAUGGAUCAUGUCAAGUGCAUAGUGAACAAAAACCAAAUGUUAAUAAAUCUCAAGAUGAAAACCGAAAAUUAUUAGUUAGUUUUAUUUAUGCUUUAAUAAGUGGAAUAUGGACAUCCUUUAUUAUGAUUGUUGUACAUAAUCGUGUACCAAAUGUUCAAAAAUAUCCACCAUUGCCAGAUCUUUUCCUUGAUAAUAUUCCACAUAUUUCUUGGGCAUUUGCUGUUAGUGAAUAUAUUGCUAUUGCUAUGAGUUUUAUAUUUUUAUUAAUUUUAAUAUUUCAUAAAUACUGGUAUAUUAUAUUACGAAGAUUUUUUGCUCUUAGUGGAACGAUAUUUUUUUUACGAUCAAUAACUAUGUUGGUUACAUCAUUAAGCGUACCUGGGCAUCAUCUUGAUUGUACACCACGGGCAUAUGGCACUUCUCGAGAAAUCUUAUUUCGUUGCGUAGAAAUAUUUCUUUUUCAAGGAUUAUCAAUUCAAGGCGUACGCUCAUGUGGUGAUUAUAUGUUCUCCGGUCAUACCGUAAUGUUAACAUUAUUAAAUCAUUGUAUUACAGAAUAUACAACAUCGGACUUCUAUGUUAUACAUCUACUUUCAUGGUUCUGUAAUAUAUUUGGUAUGAUUUUAAUUCUUGCAGCACAUGAACAUUAUUCAAUAGAUGUAUUUAUCGCAUUUUUCUUAACAAGUCGCUUAUUUCUCUAUUAUCAUUCAUUAGCAAAUAAUGUUGUUUUACAUUCAAGAUCAGAUAAUCGUUUAUCAAUAUGGUAUCCAAUGUUUUCAUAUUUUGAGAAAAACGUUCAAUGUAUGGUGCCGAAUAUAUUUCGUAUACCAUGGCCAUUGACAAUUAUUUUCCCACAUGCUGAUAGUAAUGAUGAAGAAAAAUAUUCUUCCGCUAAUUUUUAUAAUGAUGAUUGUAGUAAUGAUAAACGUAAAAGAAAAUGA
Molecule: messenger RNA, 1392 nt
Organism: Rotaria socialis
Lineage: Eukaryota; Metazoa; Rotifera; Eurotatoria; Philodinida; Philodinidae
Source: the annotation of a GenBank genome assembly